Fraxinus pennsylvanica is the source of this 1920-nucleotide messenger RNA. NCBI's taxonomy places the organism in Eukaryota, Viridiplantae, Streptophyta, Magnoliopsida, Lamiales, Oleaceae. The record is from the annotation of a GenBank genome assembly.
AUGGGGAAUGAGCAGACGAAUUCCAAAACAGGAAAAAUUGGGGUUGAGGCUAAUCUCCCCAACUUUCCCCUUUAUGUCAGGCUCAAAUAUGUGAAACUUGUGAAACUUGGUUACCAUUACUUAAUCUCAAAGGCUAUAUAUCUCUUGUUAUUUCCUCUACUCUGGAUCAUUUCUGCUUAUCUCACGACUUUUUCUCUGAAGGAUUUAUUCCUUCAAUUGAACCAGCUGAAAUUCAAUCUUGUCACUGUUGUUGUAUGUUCUUUUCUAAUGGUUUUAUUGGGCACAUUUUAUUUCAUGACAAGGCUGAGGAAUGUCUACUUGAUGGAUUUUGCGUGUUUCAAGCCUAAACCAGAACUUAUGUGCAGUAAAGAAUUUUUCGUGGAGACAUCAAGAAAGGCCGAUAUUUUUACCAAAGAAAAUUUGGGUUUUCAGAAGAAAAUCUUGGAAAGAUCAGGAAUAGGACAGAAGUCAUAUAUUUCGGAAUCCCUUUUCCGCGUGCCUGUGAAUCUGUGUAUAUCUGAAGACAUAAAGGAGGCUGAAAUGGUAAUGUUUGGUGCAAUCGAUGAUCUUUUAGCUAAGACAGCAGUGAAGGCUGAGGAUAUUGGGAUUCUUGUGGUGAAUUGUAGUUUGUUCAGUCCAACACCAUCACUUUCUGCUAUGGUAGUGAACCAUUACAAGCUUCGGGGCAAUAUUGUGAGCUAUAAUCUUGGAGGGAUGGGAUGCAGUGCUGGAUUGAUCACUAUUGAUCUUGCCAAACAACUUUUACAGGUGCAUCCCAACUCCUAUGCACUGGUAGUGACCAUGGAGAACAUGACACUCAAUUGGUAUCUUGGCAAUAAUCGAUCAAUGCUCGUCACAAAUUGCUUAUUUCGGAUGGGUGGUGCUGCCAUCCUCUUGUCCAACAAUUCAUCUGAUCGUCAUCGUUCAAAAUAUCAUUUAAUCCACACUGUCCGUACACACAAAGGAGCCGAUGAAAAAAGCUAUGGCUGCAUAUUGCAAGAAGAAGAUGACAUGAAGAAAAUUGGAGUGUCAUUGUCCAAAGACUUAAUGGCUGUUGCUGGAGAUUCCUUAAAAACAAAUAUUACAACCCUAGGACCAUUAGUCCUUCCCAUGUCGGAACAGCUAUUAUUUUUUGUAACCUUGGUUGCAAGAAAGGUAUUGAAAAUGAAAAUUCGUCCUUAUGUCCCAGAUUUUAAGCUCGCGUUCGAGCACUUCUGCAUUCGUGCAGGAGGAAGAGAGGUGUUGGAUGAACUGAAGAAGAAUCUCGAACUUUCUGAGUGGCAUAUGGAGCCAACGUUCGAGCACUUCUGCAUUCAUGCAGGAGGAAGAGCGGUGUUGGAUGAACUGAAGAAGAAUCUCGAACUUUCUGAGUGGCAUAUGGAGCCAUCAAGAAUGACACUUUACAGGUUUGGGAAUACUUCUAGCAGUUUAUUGUGGUAUGAAAUGGCCUAUUCAGAGGCCAAGGGAAGGAUUAGAAGGGGGGAUAGAAGUUGGCAAAUUGCAUUUGGAUCAGGGUUUAAAUGUAACAGUGCAGUGUGGCGUGCAUUGAGGACCGUUGAUCCGGCUAAGGAGAAGAACCCUUGGAUGGAAGAGAUUAAUGAUUUUCCAGUUGAGGAUGAACUGAAGAAGAAUCUCGAACUUUCUGAGUGGCAUAUGGAGCCAUCAAGAAUGACACUUUACAGGUUUGGGAAUACUUCUAGUAGUUCAUUGUGGUAUGAAUUGGCCUAUUCAGAGGCCAAGGGAAGGAUUAGAAGGGGGGAUAGAACUUGGCAAAUUGCAUUUGGAUCAGGGUUUAAAUGUAACAGUGCAGUGUGGCGUGCAUUGAGAUCCGUUGAUCCGGCUAAGGAGAAGAACCCUUGGAUGGAAGAGAUUAAUGAUUUUCCAGUUGAGGUUCCACGGGUGGCAGCCAUUAAUAAUUGA